CGCCGCCGGGAGCGGGCGGCCGCGCAAUGUUUUGGGGGCUGUCAGCGAGGAGAGGCGCCGCUGGUGCCGGCGGCCGGCGGCCGGGCUGAGGGGAGCGCGGACCCCGCGGCGCCGCGCUCCGCGGCGGCCGGCAGCCUCUCCCCUUGCCUCGCCAGCCGCGGGGCGCCGCGGCGGCGUUUGGCCACCGCGGGAAGCAGCCCGGCGAGAGGCAGGGCUCUCCCCGGUGCCCCGGGCAGCCUGCGGCGCGGGCGAGCGGCCGCCAGCCCCCUGCGGCGGCGGGGCGGGCGGCGCGGCGGCCGCGGUGAUGAUGAACAGGUUCAGAAAGUGGCUCUACAAACCCAAGAGAACAGACCCACAGCUUCUUGCUCAGUUCUACUAUGCUGAUGAGGAACUAAAUCAAGUAGCAGCUGAACUGGACAGUUUGGAUGGAAGAAAAGACCCGCAGAGAUGUACACUGCUAGUCAACCAGUUUCGCUCCUGUCAGGAUAAUGUUUUGAACAUCAUAAAUCAAAUCAUGGAUGAAUGCAUUCCUCAUGAACGGGCCAACCGAGACUUUUGUGUUAAGUUUCCAGAGGAAAUACGCCAUGACAACCUUGCAGGACAGCUUUGGUUUGGAGCAGAGUGUUUGGCUGCAGGUUCGAUUAUUAUGAAUCGUGAAAUUGAGAGCAUGGCUAUGAGACCAUUGGCCAAGGAUCUGACCCGGAGCCUAGAGGAAGUCAGAAACAUCAUUCGUGACCAGGCCUUAAGGGAUUUGAACCUCUACACCGAAAAAAUGAAAGAUUCACUUAAACAUUUUGAUGUUCUUUUUGCUGAAUUUGAAUUAAGUUACGUGUCGGCCAUGGUACCUGUGAAAUCUCCAAAAGAAUAUUAUGUACAGCAAGAGGUAAUCGUACUUUUUUGUGAAACUGUGGAGAGAGCCUUAAGGCUUGGUUACCUCACUCAAGAUAUGAUUGAUGAUUAUGAACCAGCUUUAAUGUUUACCAUUCCGAGGUUAGCCAUUGUGUGUGGCCUUGUAGUCUACUCCGAGGGACCAUUAAACUUGGACCACAAGCCUGAAGAUAUGUCAGAACUCUUCAGACCUUUUCACACCCUGCUGAGAAAAAUAAGGGAUCUACUUCAGACAUUAACUGAGGAUGAACUGCACACGCUAGAACGUAAUCUCUGUAUCUCUCAAGAUGUGGAUUUUCCAGUCAGAACAGAUCCUGAAGUGCCCUCUGUCAUUACAUCGGGCAUGACUGCAACUUUGCCUGCAAAGGAGCUUUCAGCAAAAGCUGAAAACACAGACGCUGAGCUCGCUUGUUCUAUGCAGUAUGAUGAACAGGAGCUGGAACAGCUGAAUCGAAUGGUACACAGGGUAGGGGAUGAAAUGUCUUCUCUGCUUUCCCCUCCAAGCAUCUGUCAGUCUCCAGCUCACAGACCUAGUCUAAGAAAUAGUUCUGGCACAGAGGCCUCACCAACAAGACACCAUCUUGACAAUUUAGCUGAUGAAGAGGACAGAGUGUUUUUUAUGGAUGACCUAGAUGGAGCAGGAGAAGCUCUUGCUGGGUUGGAUUCAGUAAAUGAUACUUUUGCUUGGGUGAAUAACCCAUGCCACAGUUCAAAGCAGAACCUGCAAUAUAGAGAUGCUCUACUGUACGAGAAUGGCCAUCAGACAGAAGAAACUUUGCUUCUGAAAGAUGUGGGAAGUGACUUAAGCAAUAAUAACAAUAUUGAAGAUGGCAAACAGAGGUCUGGCAUAUCAGUUCAAAAUUCAUGCAGCUGUUUAGAAGGUCCUGAUUCACAGUUGUACCUCAAUGGUUGGGAUACAUAUGCUGAUGAUGCGGAAAUGGCAGAAGUGAUAGCUCACAGGACAGGUGGAAUGAAAAUAUCUGCUACUGUAAUAUUUAAUCCUAAAUCUCCCUCUAGCUCAGAAUCUCCAGUAACAACUCCAGAAGCAGCUAUUGGUUGUGUUGCUGGAUCUGCUAAUCCAUUAACAAAUGAGGAGGAGAAUGAAUCCCAUAAGCUCAGUAUAGCUGCCACAAACUGUCUAAUUAAUUCCUGUGUGUGUUGUGGCAGCUGUGAAGACAGCAGGGAGGACAAUCUUGAAGGUUUAAAGACUAAACAUUCUGCAGGAAAUGUUGUAAAUGCUUCAUAUACUUUAGUAAAGUCUAAAGAAAUGGACCAUGUAGAUAACUUGGACAGUUCAGUCCCUGCACAGGAAACAUUAAAACCUGAAACUUCUCCUGCUUUGCUAGCAGAAAGAGACUCUAGCAGGGAAGAGCAGAAACUGCCAAUCUCCUCUAAGUGCCUGGCACAUUCCUCAGGUUCACAAGUAGGAGCAGAAAGUGAAUCACAGGGAGAAGCAGAAAUCAUCUCAAAUCAGGAAAAGAAGUGGGAGAAGAGAAAGCAACCAUAUGAGAAAAAAAUGGAGAACAACGAAGACAGUAGUAGUGAAAGGACAACAAAGGACGACAUCAAGUCAAGAUCAAGUUCAAGCAGUUUAAUGACAAGUUCUUGUUCAUCUGAUGACAUUGAUCAGGAAGAAAUUCAGCUUGCGUUGCAGGCUGCUAAAAUCGCCACCAGAGAAAAGAUCAGAUCCAGAUUUCAUGGCAGCAAUGAUCUUAUUCACCGGCUUUUUGUCUGUAUCUCAGGUGUUGCUGACCAAUUGCAGACAAACUAUGCUAGUGAUCUGAGAAGUAUCUUAAAGACUUUAUUUGAAGUUAUGGCAACCAAACCUGAAACAGAAGACAAGGAGAAGCAAAAGAAAGUUAAUCAGGGUUUAAGGAAUGCAGCAUUGGAAGACUGUGCUUUAUGUCAAGAAAGUAUAUCAUCUUCAGAACUUGCAGCAAAAGCCAGAGAUGGGGACUUUGAAGAUCCUCCUGACUGGGUUCCAGAUGAAGUCUGUAGCUACUGCACCGCGUGCAAGGCUCCUUUCACAGUCAUUCGCAGGAAACACCACUGUAGGAGCUGUGGCAAGAUCUUCUGCUCCCGCUGUUCCUCUCACUCUGCUCCAUUACCUCGUUAUGGUCAGAUGAAGCCUGUCCGUGUUUGCACUCACUGUUACAUGUUCCAUGUCACUCCUUUCUAUAGUGACAGAGCUGGUAUCUGACAUAUUAAACUAGUGAUGUGUCUACUGGAGUCUUGCACGGACUAAUAUAUUUGACCUAAGCCAAGAAUUAACUUGAAAGAGGGACCCUGUGAGGGCAUGUAGGCUUUGACAUCCAUUAUUAUAAAUUUUGUACAGACAGUUUUUAUUGCAUUUUAUUACGCUGCUAAAGGGAAUUAUGAAGCGUCUGUAGCUGUAAAGCUACAGUACUGUCUUCCAUAAAUUUAUAACAUUAAUGUUACGAUGCCAUAUGCCGAACAAAUGCACUGCGUGGAAAGAAAUAGGGUUUAGAGAACUGAACAAGCAUUGCUGCUUAUCUUACGUGCUAAGAACAGAGUAGCUGGUUAACUAGUUCAUCACAGCAAAUCAAUUCCAAAGCUAGGACACUUCUGCGCUCACUACAAUUCUAGCAUGGCUGUGGAUGUCAGCUCUCUCCCUCCAGUUGCGGUUUAGCUUUCCCGUUACUGGGUUUUUGCUACCUAGGCUAGGAUUAAUUAAAGCAAAAAUAUUUCAAAACCGUAUUCAGUAUUUAUGAAGGCAAUUUUUGUUUGAGUUGCAUAGGAAGAAUGGAAGGUCCUGAAGCAGUAUGUUUCUGUUGCCUUUCAUUUACUGAGCUGAGCAAUAACUCUAAGUUGUCUUCUAAAAAUUCAACUUUCUAACUUAUAAUUCCAUAUUUGGGGAUUUUGAAAUUAUUUAUAGCCUGCAUCACUUAUGCUAAAUCCUGUUAAUAGAAAUAUAAUACAGAGCUUUGAUCUCUAUAUCGACAACUAAAACGUAACAAAACACUUCAGUGGAAAUGAUUCCAAGUGAAUGAUUUACUGUUAAAGUACAUAUUUUUGAAAGAGUUUAGCAGCAAAAUUCAGUAAAUGUGACAGACAAUUUAUCCCACACUGAGUUUUUGUUAAAUGAUUUUAAAAAGAUAAGUAUGUAAUGUUAUAAUAUAUUCAAAGGUCCUACAGAAUGGUCAACCAGGUAAGGGUUCUUGUUGUCCACCUUUGGCAAAGUAACUGUAAAAUAUUGCAUACUGUUACUUCACUCAUGCUAACACCUCAGAAACAUUUGUAUUUAUUUGAAACACUAGGAAUUAAUUUUUAUUUCCACUUGGAGAGGAAAGAAAUAAGAUUCACAUGAAUUCAUGCUAUGAUCUUGCACAAAAUAUUUGCAGUAAGAGCUCCAUGAGCACUGAGGUUUCAAAAAUGUUUGGACAUGCUUUGAGUUAGCCACAUUAAAAGUAAGAUGCUGUGUGCUGUGGUUACAGAGGAAAUGAGAUCAAGAGCUCUUUGCUGUAUCCCCUUUCCUGACUUGCAGUGUUACACAGCAUGUUUCAAGACGAUAAAUACAAAAAAAGGAUGAGGAAGUUGUUUGCAGUAUCAUACUCAAAGAUUGUCAUUCAAAAUGAUAAAGCAAAUCUGGCCAGUGUUGUUGGGUUUUUUUUUUUUGUUUGUUUGUUUGUUUGUUUUUGUGGACAUUCCUUUGUCAUGUGGUUUUAUAUUCAGUGUUAAUGAGCCAUAUAAGGAUAUAAGAGUUUGUUGGCACUACUGUCAUUUUGAAUCAGAUGAAACAGCUUCACUUAGUUUAUGUGUAUUGCACAAGCCUUAUGAUGCUGUUUGUAGAGUAUUUCAGCUAUAAAAUGUUAUCCUCACCUUAUUUAUAUUUUUAUUAUCAUUUUUCCAAAAUUUUUCUCAUGGAGUCCUUGAGCUGGACUGUCAGAUUCACCAGAACUUGAAAAGGCAUGGGGUGGGUGUUCGGUGGGAGGUGGGUAAUGUGGUGCAAGCAAUGAUACUUAUUCAGGCUUUAAUCUCAGGCUUCACAUUGCAAUGACUAUUGCAGUUUUAUUUUUAGAAAAACAACAAAUAUAAUGCUUCUUUUAUAGGUAAAAAGAAUACAACAAACUUCAAUUGUGAAAUAAAUAUGCACAAAAAGUUGCUUCUG
Molecule: messenger RNA, 5017 nt
Organism: Rhea pennata
Lineage: Eukaryota; Metazoa; Chordata; Aves; Rheiformes; Rheidae
Gene: ZFYVE28
Product: zinc finger FYVE-type containing 28
Exons: 13
Coding region: 305-3088 (927 amino acids)
Biological process (GO): negative regulation of epidermal growth factor-activated receptor activity
Cellular component (GO): early endosome membrane
Molecular function (GO): metal ion binding
Source: RefSeq, a predicted model, not a curated record